AUGCGUCUCUUAAACGCUCUUACUCUUAUUAUUCUUCUCACAUAUAAAGCGAUGUGCGGCCACGAAUGCGUCGCCAUCGCCUCGGACAACCGCCUCGGGAUAAACCAACAACAAACCACCGCUAUUGACUUCCAAAAGAUUUUCCAGAUCCACCCCAGACUGUUCCUUGCAAUGUCCGGUCUCGCCUCGGAUAUGCACACGCUCAAAGCGACGUUCGAGUUUAAACAUAAACUCUACGAACUUCGAGAAAACAGAGUCAUGGAACCGAAAACGUUUGCCUCGGUGGUGUCGACGACGUUAUACGAGAAACGGUUCGGUCCGUAUUACGUGGAACCGGUGAUCGCGGGGUUAGAUAAAGCGUCGAAGCCGUAUAUAACCGGGAUGGAUCUGAUUGGCGCGGCGGCGCCGACGGAGAACUUCGUCGUGGCGGGGAAUAAUAGCGAGAGUUUGUUUGGCGUGUGCGAAUCGAUGUAUAAGGAAAAUUUAGAACCCGAGGAGUUGUUUGAGGUUAUUAGUCAGUGUUUGUUGAGUGGGAGUGGGCGGGAUUGUUUGAGCGGCUGGGGAGGGACCGUGUACGUGAUCACGAAAGACGGAGUGGAAGUGAAAUCGGUGAAAGGCCGCAUGGAUUAA
Molecule: messenger RNA, 630 nt
Organism: Bathycoccus prasinos
Lineage: Eukaryota; Viridiplantae; Chlorophyta; Mamiellophyceae; Mamiellales; Bathycoccaceae
Exons: 1
Coding region: 1-630 (209 amino acids)
Biological process (GO): proteasome-mediated ubiquitin-dependent protein catabolic process
Cellular component (GO): proteasome core complex, beta-subunit complex; proteasome core complex
Source: RefSeq, a predicted model, not a curated record